Molecule: messenger RNA, 3036 nt
Organism: Peromyscus californicus insignis
Lineage: Eukaryota; Metazoa; Chordata; Mammalia; Rodentia; Cricetidae
Gene: Rab6a
Product: RAB6A, member RAS oncogene family
Exons: 8
Coding region: 472-1098 (208 amino acids)
Molecular function (GO): GTPase activity; GTP binding
Source: RefSeq, a predicted model, not a curated record
CUGCGGUGGUGGUGGCGGCGGCGGCGGCGGCGGCGGCGGCGGCUGUGGGAGCCCGAGCGCUGCGCGUGCUAGGUCCCAGACGCGUCUGCGGCGCUCGCCCCGCCACCCUCCUCCUCUCUCACCUCCAGUCUCGGCGCCGCGUUCUGAGGGAAGGAACGGCGCUAGGCUAGCGAAGCCCGAGCGCACCCCUGGCUGCCUCCGACACCGCCCUGCGUCCCUUCGCGGCCGCGGGCCUCGUCGCACGGUGCUAGGCGACUCUGCGGGGAGGAAGCGGCGGCGGCGGCUGCCGGUCGGUGGAGAGUCGCGUUCCCCUUCAGCCUCGCCCCUCCGCCUGGCCCUCCUGCAGGGGCCGAGAGGACUCGGCGGCUGCCCUUCCGCUCGGCCCUCUUCGUCAGCCGGUUAGAGCUGCAGCGGUCGGGGAGAGGUCUGUCUGUGGGCUGAGGCGGCGGCGGCGGCUCCUCCGGCUCCAUCAUGUCCGCGGGCGGAGACUUCGGGAAUCCGCUGAGGAAAUUCAAGCUGGUGUUCCUGGGGGAGCAGAGCGUUGGAAAGACAUCCUUGAUCACCAGAUUCAUGUAUGACAGUUUUGACAACACCUAUCAGGCAACAAUUGGCAUUGACUUCUUAUCAAAAACAAUGUACUUGGAGGAUCGAACAAUCAGGCUGCAGCUGUGGGAUACUGCGGGUCAGGAACGUUUCCGUAGCCUCAUUCCCAGUUACAUCCGUGACUCUGCUGCAGCCGUAGUAGUUUACGAUAUCACAAAUGUUAACUCAUUCCAGCAAACUACAAAAUGGAUUGAUGAUGUCAGAACAGAAAGAGGAAGUGAUGUCAUCAUCAUGCUAGUAGGAAAUAAAACAGAUCUUGCUGAUAAGAGGCAAGUGUCAAUUGAAGAAGGAGAGAGGAAAGCCAAAGAGCUGAACGUUAUGUUUAUUGAAACCAGUGCAAAGGCAGGAUACAAUGUAAAGCAGCUUUUCCGACGUGUUGCUGCAGCUUUACCUGGAAUGGAAAGCACGCAGGACAGAAGCCGAGAAGACAUGAUUGACAUAAAACUGGAAAAGCCUCAGGAGCAACCAGUCAGUGAAGGAGGCUGUUCCUGCUAAUCUUCCCCUGGCAUCUUCAACCCUUCUGCAGAAGCUCACUGCUUUGGCCCCCAUAUUCUUUCAUUGACUGCAGUGUGAAUAUUGGCUUGAACCUUUUCCCUUCAGUAAUAACGUAUUGCAAUUCAUCAUUGCUGCCUGUUUCGUGGAGAUGAUCUAUUAGCUUCACAAGCACAAAAAAGUCAGUGUCUUCAUUAUUUAUAUUUUUAAAAGCCAAACAAUUCAGCAUAUUCGUGAUAACUUUGAGGAUUAGAUACAUUUUCUUAACAUUUUUUCCCUUUUUAAUGUUAUGAUAAUGUACUUUAAAAUGAUGAAAAUCUCAGCAGUGUGAGUAUGGCUUGUCAAGGAGCAGUGUGUUCACAGCAGCAUUUGCUACCUUCUUUCUGUCUCCCAGCUUUUCUUAUCUCUUGCUUCUCCCUUUCCCUGUUCAUACCCUCCCCAAACAAACAAGAGGUGGCAAACAGCAGUCCAACCAAGCCCUUUGGAAUUAUCCUUAGUUUUAUAGAUGCCAUUGGCUCCAGGCCAUGAGCCACAAUGUCCAAAAUUAUUCUUGAGCACUGAUAUAAACUACUUAGACCUUCUUUGAGGUCAGAACUCAGCUAUUGCUAUUAAUGAUGGGCAGUGCCUGAAUGAGGAAAGGGUUCUGUUGUGUCUUCAAAAUGAUUCCUAAUGAAUUGACUGAGUGCUUACAGGUAAAGGUGCAUAAAACAUGUUUCUGACCAGAACAGGUAACCCUUUCACAUGAGCUUUAGACUCUGGGAGAGAAAAGCAGCCAAGUACUUCAGAACUGUUUUUCAAUAUUUAUUUCAUCAUGGAGAAUUUAUAAAAGUUCAGACAGUUCUCCCCAAAUUUUUUAAUCGUCUUAAAAAAAAAAAUCACCUUUUAAAGCAAUAGAUUUCACUUGGGUUUCUUUUCUACAAAAUGCUAUGAAGAGAAGGCAUUGUAAAAGUCAAUUUCCUUUAAGAACCAACUGGAAAAAAAUAAAUUGACAGCAUGAAGAAAACUGUUGUAGCUAGUAGACAUAAUGAUAUCUAAAGUUUACCAACAAAAGAACCCUCACAGAAUAGCAAAUACUCCUGCUCUGUACAUUUGAGGUCGAAUUUGAAUAUGGAAAUAAUUUCCUUGCAAGCCCCUAGAGGCAGAUCAAAGAAAGCUUGCAUUAAGAGGGAAAGGAGAGAAUGAAAAUAAAAGUCACUAUAAUGCAGAUUUAUGCCUUAUUUUUUAGCGUUUCUAAAAUGUUGGGUCUUUCGAGCUGUUUUUGCUUUUUAUUAGAUCUAUAUAAAUAAGUUAACUAGCAAUUUAGUUUUGUAUUUAAGCUACAAUUAAUCUUUUUCUUUGGUGAUAUUUAUUUCUUUGCCUUUUUUUAACUUUGAAUUUUUAGGUGUUUUGUUGAGUAUUUAGAGCUUCAUCACCAUGGCAAUAUGUAUUUCCCUUGAAACGUUGCAAACAAAUAUACUAGGAGUGCACCCUUUUAAUCUUUACUAGUUAUUGUGAGAUUGCUGUGUAAGUUAAUAAACACAUUUGUAAAUACAUUGUUUGCAGGGAAAACAUUCUGAGUUCUAGCUCAGGAGAAGCCUGCUGAGUUUAUGUUGUAAGCAUUAACACAGUAUAAAGAUGAAAAGACAACAAAAAUAACUUCACACUUCCUCACCUCCUCAUUGCAACAAAAUCCUUAACUGGGAAAACCUGACCCCUUCUCCUCCUCUUUCUCCUCUUCUCACUCACUGUCACCUUGUAAUACUUGGAGAGCACUUGGAUUAUGGAUCUGAAUAGAGAAAUACUUUCAGAUAAUCAUUAGCCCACAUACCCUGUAACUUAUACUCAAAGAUGGGAUGGAGUUGUAAAGUGCUUUUAUAAUACAUAUUACUGUUAAAGCAAGGAUUGACUCUUUUGUUUUAUUUUGACAUGGCAUGUCCUGAAAUAAAUAUCAAUUCAACAUGG